This is a messenger RNA of Paralichthys olivaceus (Japanese flounder), 6876 nucleotides long. RefSeq names its product zinc finger and BTB domain containing 34 (gene zbtb34). Gene Ontology annotation, molecular function: RNA polymerase II cis-regulatory region sequence-specific DNA binding; DNA-binding transcription factor activity, RNA polymerase II-specific; protein binding. Lineage: Eukaryota; Metazoa; Chordata; Actinopteri; Pleuronectiformes; Paralichthyidae. Gene Ontology annotation, biological process: regulation of transcription by RNA polymerase II. The record is from RefSeq and is a predicted model, not a curated record.
UCUGCACUUCUUAUUUUUUUGCGCAUGUAUAUGUCCUGAAUCACGUCAUAUAUUUAAGAACAAGAUGUCUCAGCACAUAACACUGACAGGAGCAAGGGAGGGGCUGCUGCAAAACUCACUGAUAGAAUGAAUGCAAAGAGCCAAAAGAACACUUCCUGUUGAUGCAAAAAAAUUGCAGCAGCAACUGUCUGACACAUCUGGACUGGAGAGGGGGGGAGGCCUGGCUGUAGUGUUAGCGAACUACUGAGGGGAAUGGACACCGUUUCGUGCUAAUCUGCAAGACGGUGAGUUUGGCGGACUCGAACUACGGCUCGGACUAGUCACCGUAAUGCAAUGUCGGCUCGUCUUCGCCCUCACACUGCUGCCGACAAACUGGAGAAACAUAUCCAAGAAAUGGACGACGGCAGUUACAUCGAGUUUGAUGUGCCGGAGUUCAGUAACACUGUUCUGACUCAGCUCAAUGAGCUGCGGCUGCAAGGGAAACUGUGUGACAUCAUCGUUCACAUUCAGGGCCAGCCAUUUCGAGCACACAAGGCUGUGCUGGCAGCUAGUUCACCUUACUUCCGUGACCACUCAGCUCUUAGCACCAUGAGUGGCCUUUCCAUCUCGGUCAUCAAAAGCCCUGAGGUGUUUGAACAGCUUCUUGCAUUCUGCUACACAGGUCACAUGUCCCUGCAGCUCAAGGAUAUCAUCAGUUUUCUUACCGCUGCCAGCUUUCUACAGAUGCAAGCCAUCAUUGACAAGUGUACCCAAAUCUUGGAGAGCAUCCACUCCAAGAUCAGCCUUCCAGUUAGUGUCUGCAGCCCAGAGAAGGAUGACUCGCAGACCAGUCGCAAUGGGGUCAAUGACAGCAACCUUUUUGUGAACCCUACCCAGAUCUCCCCCCCUUACUACUCCCGGCAGAGUCAAGCAGGACACAGCUUGGGCCGGGGGCGGCAGCAGCAUGAGGAAGGCCAGUCAGACCGUGGAAGCAGUGAUAGUGUGUCAGAGCAUGAUACUCCAAUGGAGGGAGAAACCGAGCAAGUGGAACUCAUCGGCAAAGAUGGGCAAGUAACAGAUGUGCAUGUGAAGGUAGAGAAGACAGACAGGCCCACCUACUCUGAUAGUUCCUCAGCUGGUGAUGAUGGUUACCACACAGAGUUGGUGGAUGGAGAACAGGUAUUGGCUGUUAGUGUGGGAUCAUACUGUCCUGUCAUCCAGCCUGCUACCUAUUCUUACUCAGGGCUGUCCUCAAGCAUGUCCCCAUGCUUUGUCAACCUCAGCAGCUCCAGUCCCUCCCGCUCCAUACUCAGUGGCUUCAGAGGUGGGCGAGCCAGGGCAAAACGCCCCCUGGCCAUCCCAGCAGGGAUGCUGAGUCAUAUCAAACCAGGCUCAGAUGACAGCGAGUCAGCUGUUGGACCCACAGGAUUGGAGAAUGAUGUGCGAGAGCGCAGCUUGCGGAGCCAAUGGUACCCUUACAAUGAGAGACUCAUUUGCAUCUACUGUGGAAAGACCUUCAAUCAGAAAGGGAGCCUGGACCGCCACAUGCGCCUGCACAUGGGUAUCACUCCAUUUGUUUGCAAGUUCUGUGGCAAGAAGUACACGAGGAAAGACCAGCUCGAGUACCACAUCCGAGGCCACACGGACAACAAGCCCUUCCACUGUCAGAUCUGUGGAAAAUGCUUCCCGUUUCAGGGCACCCUUAACCAGCACCUGCGGAAGAAGCACAUGGGAGCAUCAGAGGGCAGCAAUCAUAUAGACUCUCCAGAGAGGACGGAGGGAAGCUCAGGCCAGAAGGACCAAGAGGAAAGGUCUGAGGGGAUGGCCUUUGAGGCACAAUAUGCAGAAGAGGCGCCAGCCAAUGAUAUGGAGGAAAGCUCAAAAUGUAGUCCAGAGGAGGCUCAAGCAUCCAGAUGUGAUUUUUAGGUUCUGCUUCAGGUUAAGGAAGCUUUAAGAAGUGUUUAUUUCAACUCAAGUUAGAGGACUUUUUUCGUUUUUAAUUAGCUCCCUCUACCAAGGACAUUUCUUGCAUUAAGGUAAAGUCGAUGAAUGCAGAGAGGAACUGGGUGCUUUAUAGAAAUUUUCUUAUAAGCAAAGGGAGAAACAACUUACUAUUUUUGAGGCGGUCUCAAUAAUCAAGACCCCCUUAUUGAUUUCUCUUUUUAUCUUUCAAUGUUUUUUUAAAACAUAUUUACAGAGUUAUAUAGGCAUGUUGCAAUAAUUGAUAAUGUGAAAGCUCUGGUAAGAUGCUUGUCAUAUCACCUUUUUACCUGACCUGUUUUUGCACAUGUGGCCACAGGAGGUCACUUACUCACAAGGAAUGAUUUUUCUGCCAGUGCAAAGCUUGUGUGACAUAUCCGUUCAAUACCUCAUGAAGCAACUAUACAUACUCAUAACAGACAGUAUUUUAACUUACAAUGAAACUCACCAGGUUCUACCUCAUAGCCAAGAACCUACCAGGCACAGAUAUUUUCACCGUUUUAAAUCCAUUCUAGGUUGUUUGUACAGUAUCUUUUUUGCCAAACCCUGUAAAGAAUAUUCACAAAGCCUUGAUACUUAAUGGGAAAUAUUCCUUGCUGAUUGUAUGGAUCAGGGACAAAGUCCUUGUCAGUUGUUUCAUCGUCAGCCAGGUUAAAAUGAUGAUUAAGAAGGUGCUAUGUUAGGAGUGCAUUAAAUUUGCUAGCUUGUGUGUUUGUUUUUGGCAAAUGCAGAGAACAGAGUAAGAGAAUGGCUCUGCAUACUUUAAAGAUAUUGUUUUGCUCUCUAAUAACAUUUGUUCUACAAAAACCUAGAUUUUAACUCUUAUCACUACUGGAGAUCUCAGUCUGUUGGCCAAGGUGGUUUUAGAUGCUAUCAUCCAUGUAAUGGGUGAAUAACAUCCUCACAGUGAAAACAUUUAUAUUCCUCUUAUACUCUGAUGGCAGAUUUAUACUGAACUAUUCUAUGUGUUUUGUCUUGAUGGUAGGCUGGUAGGCUUUAGGUAAAAACUCAGCAUCUAACUGAGACACGAGUACUCAUUCUGUCAACUCAGCACAGUAGGAACAGCCCUGGAUCUGUUCACGUAAAUCAAUGUAGUAUACUAGUCUGAAUAAUAUGCAAACAGAAAGAACAAAGGAAUCAUAGCCAUUUUAACAUGGUUUUUCUUACAUUAUUUGAAAGAAUUAUUGGUUUGUUUCCUUUUGUCUUUCACUCUGUCCUACCUUUUACGAUGGGACAAUCGAUCUGUGAUCUUUGUUUUCUGCAUUGGUCGGGGUCAAAUGCAGAUUUGGAACAUGGUUUACCUUAUUUCAACAAUCCUACUUUAUGGCGUCGACAUAGAUGCAGCAGAGCUAGACUAAGGCUAAGAGGUAAUAGCUUUUAGAGGUAGCUGGUGGGUGGGAUGGGAGCAGUGAUAAAAUGUGCUAAUCUAAGUCUUAAAUCUGAUGCAGUAACAGUGUCAGAGUAUUACUGCUUCACUGCAGUGAUUUUGUUUUCCUCUGAGUAAAAAUAUUGUGAACUUUGAUUAGACUGUAAUCACAUGAAUUAUAUUGGCUACAAGUCAAGCAUAUGACAACAUUGUAUUUUAUCUAUACUCUUUGAAUUGUGGGGAUCAGGGAUGGGGAUGUUUUUUAGCAUAUAUAGACUUGGUUUUAUUUCCAUUCUGAUUUGAAAUAAUCUACAUUCACCGUUAAGACAUAAAGGCACUUAGAAGGCCUCAUUAAUUAGUCAUAUUGUGCAAAUUUAGAGCUCAGUCGGAUGGUCCAAUUUCUGUUAUCUUGCGUUUUUGUUUGCCAUCCAGCUGCUUAACGCUUUGUUUUUGAGCACCUGCUUGUUUUUUUUGUGCCGUCUGGUCCAUGUGUUUGUGUCAAUCAAUUUGAGUUUGAUUAUUUUAUAGUUUUCUUAUAAUUUUCUACAUAAAAUGCGUUUGGUGGGAGAAAUUUGUGUUUUGUUGCUCAUGUCCAACGUUACGUUAAGAGUGCAGUUCUUUUGAUCCCAGUGAAUGUGCGUUCAUCAUCUUCACUCAUUGACGGCGAAGAUAACUAUCCAAAAUUUCUUCGAGAAUUUUGCAAAAAAAAUCGCGAUAGCUUGCUUUUCCUUAUCUUUUUGUGUACGGAUUUGUCAUCACCCACAGUCUGCAAACCUACAAAGUACUUUUUUAGAUGAAUGUUUACUCAGUCAAGUUUAUUUCUGUCAGCUGCUGAUGUGGCAGCUGAUCUGACCUCAUCUAAAAUACGCUGAAUAAUUCGAUUCUGCCUAUAAAGAUUCUUGCCCUUCACCUAGAAAAUUAGCAAAUGAAAACUGUCCUGCAUUAUUGUUGGAAAUGUUUUAUGAGUAAUGGGUACAAACUGCUAAAAAAACUUUGUGCCAAGAGUUAACACCAAAGACUAAUAGGUGAUUUUUAACAGUGAAGUUUGACUGUAUUGUAUAAUUGAAAGCUUAUUAAGAAGAAUAGGUUCUUAGUUUAACUAGUAGGACUAGUUCAUUGCUAUUUGCAAGGAAUGUAUGUUUCAGCUAAAAACAAUCACUUGUGUCAAAUUUGAACAAUUUGCUAAAAAGACAUUAAGCCGCAAAAGUCAUGAAUAACAUAUAUUAAGCCAUAAAAAAGCUGACAAUAUAAAAGUUGUGCAAUUGUAAUUGUUUAAAGCCAAUGUAAACAAGAGAGAGAAUACUUAACAAAAAGUGGCAUCUUAAACUUAGUGCCUUGCCACAAGCUUUACAUGUUAGAUUCUGGCACUUAGAUUCCUGUGCCUCUUUCGUUUGUUAAUGGAUUGAAUAGAGAGAUUAUAACAAAGUGCAGCCACAUUAUUUCCUGUUAAGUGGUACCAAGAAUGAGAAUUCAUAGAAAUUAAUUCAAGUUAUUCUGUCCAUUUUUUUUUGUCAUAGGACAGAGAAGUGGUUUUAAGGUUGAACUGAUUUUGUAGCAGUCGAUUACAAUCAAACAAGGCAGACUUGUUCCCUGCAAGCCAUCACCCCCAUGACAAUACUGUAAACCUUUUCUCUAGCCACCUAGGACAAUCUUUGCAAUGUACUGUAGUUGUAGACAUUUCAAUAAAGGAAGGAGAUGCAUGAGAAACGUAAAUCUUCUUCUUCCCUGUUCUCUCAGAGCAUCUGGCAGGGAAACAGCUGCCUGGGUAUUUAGCUGAUGAUAAACUGUGGAGAAAAAAAAGAAGCUUACCUUCAUAUACUGUAGCUGAAUUGCACGUUGCUCAACCACAAAAAUUGUAUGAAAUUGCCAAUGGAUUUUUUUUUUUUUUUUUAAACUUGACCUUUUUUUGUAUUUGUGUCAUCAAUUGUGCACUUACAGUUUUUCGUUGAUAGUACAUGCCAAUUCCAUCCAGGAAGUCUAGAUUUCUCUGUAGUUAUCCUUGAGAAGCUCACCUGUAAUGGCCUCAGUCACUUUGUUAGGGACCUUUCCCCUUAAAUGGUGGUUCUAGACUAGUCAGGUUUUUUUUUUCUUAUCAAAUGAAUAAACAAGUCCAUGUCUCCAUAAUAGGUGAAUUGAGGGGAAAUAGUUUCAAUGCGUUUCAUGAACUAUAGUUACUAAUGUGAUAGUACACAUCUACAGAACCAGCUGAACUUGAAACACUCGAAUCGACUCUUUGUCAACUCUUCGUUCCACACCUCAGAGGAGCGAGAGAUGCAUUAUGGGCCACAAGUAAUCAAAAGGAAGUGUUUACAGGGAAGGCUGUCAGACUACUUUUUUGAAAUUGCAGCUCGUCCUAUUCCUUUUAUAAUAAACUCACUUCAGGUAGUUUACGAACACUGAUACAGGCUUAGAAAAAAAUCUUAAGUCUUCCAUAGCUUUUCUGUCAGUUUCUGUCCACUGUGUAUUCUGAAAAAAAGCAAUAACCUUUUUAGAAGUGGUGUAUUGGGAUCAUCAAGCCUAUUGAAAUAUUGGCCUGUCAUAUAUCAAACAAACUGAAUGUCAGGGAGCUGUUGAUUUAAGUAGGACCAGGACAAUUUGAUAUUGAUUUAUUUUUAUAUAUUUUCUGAAGCCUUGGACAGUUCGGGUUCCUCUUCAGAAAAUAUAUAUAUAAAUGAAAAAGUGGUGUUGCUUGCUGGUUCUUUUUUUAAAUGAUGAUGAUGAUGAUGAUGAUGAAAAUCCAGUGGAUAGUCAGUAAACUGCAACACAAGAACUGAGCACGUGGUUCAGUCGUCAAACUCAGUGGCACUGUUCAGAGUUGCACCUCCAGCUGUGUUAAAUAAUGAAAGGGAUUUGGCGCUGUAUAGCCACUGUUUAGGAGCGGGCUAUCUGCUGUCAUGUCAUGGUUCAGUGAUCUCCUUUAGCUCCCCGGGCGCCGAGACUAGUUGUAGUUGUUGAGGAUAAAGAGGGGAAGUUUUCAAUCUAGCUAUUGUCCCAUUUCCUUUUAUACCUCUCUAAACACUGCUCUAUAACGUGUCUGGCUCAUAUUUGGUGACAAGGCAAAAAACCUUAGAACUCAGGGUAUAUCGUGUUUCAAAGUGGUCUCAUUGGACAUACACCUUAUGUCCAUAGUAUAAUUGUGCACUUCUCUUCAGGUGGGGAAACAAGUCCUCAGUAGUGGUUCCCAAACAUUCUGCCUCAACGUCUCAAUGAGCACCAUAUUUUCCACAGAGCUGUAGCUCGGGGAGCUCUGGAGAUCACGAGCUGAACCAUGGCAGCAGCAACGCCCCAACUCCUGUUUUUGUCCACUCUACACACAACCUCACAACCCAACUGUGAACCUCAGAACUCUACUGUUUUGUACAACUAUGAAGUAAAUGAAGCUAGCUAGAGCUGAUGUUGUAUCUAUUGCCAUUUAUGAAUUUAUUUUAUAGCAUGAAAUAAAAUAUAUUUAUUCAAAUUAUAUAUUUUACUCAUAAUCAUUCUGUGCUGCUUCAUUUUGGUUCUUAAGCUUGUAUAUUGCUUUUUUAUUAUAUAAAAUAAUGUCAAUAGAA